AUGGUAUUCAUCAACUUGAUAAAAUAUGCGAAACACUCUACCAACUACAAGGACUCGAUCCAGUUCUUUCAGAGCUCGUAUCCGUACCUCAAUGGGAACAGCUACCCUCUCAUAAGACACAACUUUUUCUACAAAACGAACAGAUGGUCCAACGAAGAUCCACACCCUUCCAACAGAAGUAGAAAUUUCCUCAGCAUCUCGCACGGCCAUUAUGGUCUCUACUAUGCCAUGUAUAACCAUGAUGCACAACGUAGAAAAGAGAAGAAAGCCCAGGAAAAAUACAUCAUGGCUUAUAUUCUUAAGAGCUCUCGUUCUGCUACCGGUGCUGAUCAUGAUCGUAGUGAAAGCUUCUAUGGUAGUCAGUGUCGUGUUCAGCUCAUGAAGAAGACGAAGUUUUUUAUUCUGAAACUCAACCAGGACAUCCAAAGCAACAUAGAUGAGUUGAAGAAAUAUACCUAUAGCUUGCUUUCGAUUUUGAAUGCUGUGAGAAACUUUUCGACUUUCUGUCCCAAACAUAGAAAAAUUACCGCAGAAACACCUUCAUUACGAACUGAUACAGACGGUUCUUUUGAGUCUAAUUUUUUGCAUAAUCAAAUCGCUGCCAUCACAUCUACGUAUUCGUCAUACACUGAUGCCAGUGAAUUGAACAUAAUUUACCCCUUAUACCAAUCAUUGAAGAGAAAUGACUUGACAUUGCCUUCUAUUCAAUUAUACAACAUAGUGUUGUCUUCCAUCGAGAAGAGAGCUUUGGAUUCGGAGUUCACCUUGGAAGCCAUUGAGAACAAGUUGACCAACUUGUUGACGGUAUACCAAGAUAUUCUUUCUAGUGGUAACAAGCCUGAUACAGAGACAUACAAUUUGAUUAUCAGAAAUCUUUUGCAAGGAAACUUGGAUUGCCUUCACUUAGAAUCAAGCAACCAGUACCAGUAUUUUGCGACUUACAAGAGAGCUCAGGAGUUCUGUCAAAUCAGUAUUGAAUUGUUCAAUUCGAUCAAAGCAAUUAACCAGUUAGAUUUGGACUGUUUGGUUCCUAAGUUGUUGGUGGUUUUGGAUAGCUUUCCAGAACUCGUUACCAAAGACUUGUUGUUGAGAUUGAUCUCAGCAAUUUCGGAAGUAAAUACGCUUACUAAAGAUACCUACUGCACAUUGAUUGGAAUAACCAAGCAUUUCACUAAGUUUGGUAUUUUUGAAGGUAACAGUAAAGAAAUCUACAAGUUUAUUGUAUCUGUCUACUCGGACUACAAGCAAGUUAUUGAAAAUGACGACAAUGAGUUUGCCAUUUACAACACAUUAAUAGAAUCAUUGGUUCAAAAUGGUCAAUUAGCUCUAGCCAGUGAAUUCUUGGAUGAAAUCCUUUUGGACUACAAGAAUUCCUUUGCGUUAGACAAAAAGGCGUCCAAGUCUCAAGUGUCUAGUCUAAUCUCAACAUACAUCAAGCAGAUUAUCUGCUCGGGUUCGAGAACUAGUUUGUUUAAAGGUUAUGAUUUAUUGAUGAAAUUCAACAGAAUUAGUUACAUUCCGGAAUUAUCUAUUUCUGUGUACAACAAUAUGAUCAACAAGUUUAUCAAUGAAUGCAAUUCUAUUCAAAUUGAAAAACAAAAGUUGACAAACUCGAACAACAAAUCAACUUUUGAAAACACUUCAAAGUCUCAAGAACUCGAAAGCUUGCAGUCCUCAAUCUACAAGAAUAUUUGGAAAUUGUACGACUAUAUUGCAAUUAGAAAAGAUUUCCAAUCAAUGCCUACAAUGGAGUCCAUCAGAGCUGAUAAGUUCAAUUGCCGUGAAGUUUUGCUUUCUUUGACUUUAGAAAUGGGCGAUCAUACAAGAAUUUUUCAAUUGAUCAAAGAAAUCGUCGUCAAAAACCACCUUGUCUUUGACUUGAAUGUCCUCAAGAAAACCUUGAACUAUUUGUACAAUGGAGUUGUAUACAAUAGAGAACAAGGUGAACACUUCAACCGCUAUUACUUGGGAUUGGUUUGGAAUUUGGUAGAAUCGCAGGCUCAACACUAUCUGUCAAACAGCAAAGAUUUGAACGACUUCUUCUCUGAAUUUGUGAGUUUCUUGCUAGUUCCUGUGCCUCAAAAUUCCCCAGCUAUUCCAGAUAUUAUUGAUUAUAAUAUCCAAAUGUUUAUGAAUUCUUUGACUUUAGAAAACGCCAUAAAAGAUUUUAAUUUCCAAUCGGAUAACAUCUAUGGCUUAAUUAUAGCGUCGAAGCUUAUCAUGAAUUACAGCGGCAAGGAUAUCACCAUCAUCAACAAGAUUUUACUGUUCCAAGCUCAACUUGUCAAAUUGUUCGAAGAUUCUGACAACCAUUACGUCGAGUUGAAUGCAGAACUUCUUCUGUUUAGACUGGAAUUGAAAGUUUCUUUCAAGUCCUUGUUGGAAAGAUUCAAAGAUCGAAUCGUAUUCAACCAAGCCAUAUUAGAAGGGUGUAAAUUUUAUGACAUUGAGGUCAACAGUCCUGUGGAUCCAGAGAGUGAAAUUGAGUGGACAUACGAUCUCAAUUUGAGUUAUGUAUUAUCCACUAACUAUGAUGUCGGAGUUUCUAAGUUUAUUGAAAUGUUCCAGAAAGGAUACAAUUUCAGUAGUGGAACAUGGGAAAUCAUCUUCAAUUACAAUUUUGCUGUUGAUGUUCUUGAGGCAAACUUUCCAAUCAAAGUUGGAGAUUUUGUCAUGAGAUUUAUGCAGCUGAAUGUUGAACAUGACAUGAAAGUUGACUUGAUAACGAAGUUGAUCAACUACAACAGCGACAAGAUCAACAUCAAGAUUGUACAGUUGCUACUUGAGAAUCCUUCUAUGUUGCUCAGUGGAACAUCAACUGAUUGUAAGGUUUUGAUUUACUUGAUAAAGUCAUCAGAAGAUUCACCAAACUUGUACUUGCAAGCAUUGCUCAAUGAUCGUUCUUUUUUUCAACUGAUUUUCAGUAUCAAUCAUGAUGAGGCUUGGAUAGUUGAAUACUUCAAAUUUUUGAAACUUCGAGGUAAUGCAAGAGAGCUCACCUCGAUUGUUGAAGAUUUCGGUAUUAUAACUACUGGAAGCAAGCUUGACUCAGCUCAGUUCAAACUCAUGUAUCACUAUUUGAUGUCCUUAAUCGAGUCUGAUAAUUUGGCAAAGUUCAAUACUGUUUUCCAGGAGACUUUCACAAACCAAAAUACUUCAUACGCCAGCGACGUUGAGUUUUUGGAAAUGAUGAUCAGCUACAAUUUGGCAGUGAAGUCCGAUGAAAGUCUCAAGAUGAUUUGGACUGACUUCAGAAAAUUUCAGUACAAGUCGCAAAAUUUGAAAGAGCUCAUCUUGUUGGCAGAACUAAUUCUGUAUUUUAGAACUGGUGAAAUUCCAAAGCAUUCUAACCACCAGGUUAAGACUAUUGAAGAGCUUGCAAUUAGGCUCUUGUCUUCUAACGUUGGUGAAAUGGAUAAGUUGUACACGAAAAACAAGCAAUUGCUUCCGAAUAAGGAAAGAAAGUUGCAGUUGCCUACUGUCAAAAGCGACGACAUCUUGAGAGUUUCGUUCAGAAAUGUGCUCAAAUUCUUGAAGCUUGAAGGGUUCAGAAACGUCAACAGUGAAGUUUUUGUGAAGAUGAUCGAAUUCUUGAAGUUGAUACAAGCCAGUGAUAUCUUGAAUAUCAUAUUGACGAAGUUUUUGCACAACAGCAAAAUUACCGACAUUUUGAACUUUUACUUUUUGGAAGUUCAGUUGUUUGAAGAUACUGACAAAAUGAAGGUAUUGAAGUCUCUCCAUAGUAGCUUCAAGCUGUUGGGAGACUCAUUUAAUGCUCGUGUUAUAGACGACUAUAUUCACGGUCAAACCAUGGCCUAG
Molecule: messenger RNA, 3819 nt
Organism: Scheffersomyces stipitis CBS 6054
Lineage: Eukaryota; Fungi; Ascomycota; Pichiomycetes; Serinales; Debaryomycetaceae
Gene: RPM2
Product: ribonuclease P
Exons: 4
Coding region: 1-3819 (1272 amino acids)
Source: RefSeq, a predicted model, not a curated record